CGAGGUGGCAGCCAUUACUGUUUUACAACAGAGUCACAAGUUUAAUGAUGGACCCCCGUACCAGUGCCCAGGACGUGAUGCGAUGUGACCUGUGUGAGACCGCUGUGGUACAGAUGUACUGUGAUACAUGUCUUGUCAACCUGUGUAAGGCCUGUGUGGGAGAACACGUCUCUGAUGAUCUCUCAAAACCUCAUAAAAUUGUGGACUUUAGAGAUAGAAAAUCCACUCCCCUCUACCCUUCAUGUAAAACUCAUGAUAAAGAACAUUGCACAAUGUACUGUAAUCAAUGUGACAUUCCUGUUUGCCCUACGUGCAUUGGAUCUGAUAAACAUCUUGGUCAUAAGGUAUCAGAAAUAUUGAAAGCUGUGGAUGGAAAAAAGAAUAUAAUCAUGAAAGAACAGACAGAAUUAAAUGAUACAAUUUAUCCCAACUACCAGGACAUUGCCUCUGAUGUACAAAUCAGAAUGAGUCAGUUACAAAAGGAAUAUGGAGAUCUCUCAACAGCCAUAACAAAACAUGGAGAGGCCUGGCACAGAGAAAUUGACAACAUUGUCCAGAAACUUAAAGCUGAAGCUGAUGAGAUGAAAAGCUCACAGUUACAAACUCUACAGAAACAGCUGGAUGAAAUAAACAAGACAAUGUCUGACAUCAAGGAAGAAAUUGAUUCAAUGGAAACUGUAAUAGACACCAAUGACUUGUCAAAACUGUUUAGUGUCACGUCUAAUGUACACACAUACAGAAAUCUUCCACACAAAAUUAUAGCAGCUUUAUCUAAAUUUAUUCCAGGAAAAAUACAAGGUGAAGAAAUCAGUAAAUUGUUUGGAGUUUUAUCAUCAAGUUCUUUAACAUCAGAUAAACAUGGCUACAGCAUGAAGACAACACAGAAAUCACCAGAAGCUGGAUCCUCCCCUUCAGUCAAACAGCUGCUUGAUGAACCAGAGACUGUCACCACCAUAGACACUGGGUAUAAAGAACUUUACAAUGUGGCCUGUCUGAGUGAUGAAGAAAUCUGGACAAGUGGACGUGACAACACCAUGGAACUUUACAGCAUCAAUCAGGGAUCACUACUCAAGUCAAUCACAACCAAGUUGGGGAACAAACAACUUAACAUAGCAGUGACAAAAAGUGGAGAUCUAGUUUAUACUGAUUUUGAUGAUAGAACUGUGAACAUUGUGAAGAAUGAGAAGAUAGAGGAGGUGAUCAGACUACAGAACUGGAGACCUAAAGGUGUCUGUAGUACCUCCUCUGGUGACCUCCUGGUUAGCAUGGACAGUGAUUACAAACAAACAAAAGUUGUCCGUUACUCUGGCUCCACAGAGAAACAAACCAUUCAGUUUGAUGAUAAAUUUAAACCUCUCUAUUCACCUAGUUUUCGUUUUCUAAGAAACAUUACUGAGAACAGGAAUCUGGAUAUCUGUGUGUCUGAUGAUACAGCUGGAGCAGUAGUGGUGGUCAAUCAGGCCGGGAAACUGAGAUUCAGGUACACUGGACAUACUCCUGCUCCAAAGAACAAACCAUUCUAUCCACGCGGAAUCACCACAGACAGUCAGAGUCACAUCCUUACAGCUGAUAAUAACAACAACUGUGUCCACAUCAUAGACCAAGAUGGACAGUUCCUCCGUUACAUAAACUGUGGACUGAUUGGACCCUAUGGACUGUGUACAGAUACAAAUGACAAUCUGUUUGUUGCUCAAUGGGGAAAUAAACAAGUGAAGAAAAUCAAAUAUCUGUAAUGAAAUCCAAUAUUGCAUAGAUUUAAAAUUAUACCAAACUUUUUUCUUUGCUCAGAUUUAUCAUUAUAUUAGUCCAUUAUGUGAACUUUUAUCUGUAAAUAUCUACACUGGUAGCAUAAUUGAGAAAAAAAAACAAGAAAAUCAUCUAUGAAAAAUAAUCAAGUGCUAGAUUAUACUCAAUCUCUG
Molecule: messenger RNA, 1919 nt
Organism: Saccostrea cuccullata (small rock oyster)
Lineage: Eukaryota; Metazoa; Mollusca; Bivalvia; Ostreida; Ostreidae
Product: tripartite motif-containing protein 2-like
Exons: 2
Coding region: 45-1733 (562 amino acids)
Biological process (GO): proteasome-mediated ubiquitin-dependent protein catabolic process; protein polyubiquitination
Molecular function (GO): zinc ion binding; protein binding; ubiquitin protein ligase activity
Source: RefSeq, a predicted model, not a curated record